AUGUCAGACCCGAGUCCUACCGGUACAGAGCAAACGCCAGCGGCGCCGGCUCUGUCCGGGCCGCAGUCUCCAAAGGCUGCGAUGCCGACGAUCCAGAGCGUCACCUCGGCUGUGAUCGCAGCCAGGCGCGUCGGCGACGGCUACGCUCGCUUCGACUCCCGCCAGGCGUCGGCCGAGACGCCCGGCGGCGGCGGCGCUCUGCGAAAGCUGAGACGGGUGCGCUCCUCCGACCGCAUCAUGAAGACCUCCGGCCGGUUGGUUCGCACGUCGUCGCCCAAGGUCACCGCCUCGCCCUACUCGCGCGCCUUCGUGUCCCGCACGCCGGCGACGCCCUGGCCUCCGCACGAGGGGUGUGAGGCGUCGGAGAGCGGCGCGGCGGGGAGCCACGUCGCGGACGAGGCCGCCCUGAGCAUGGGGGAGGAGUGGCCGCCUUCGAAGCCUUCUGGCGCGGCCUGCGGCGGGCUGCGCGGCGUGCUGGGGCUGCGCGCAGGGACGAGCGUGUGGGGCCUCGAGCCGUGGGACCUGCGCAGAUGGUGCCUCUCGCACGGCUGGGCCGGUGCCACGUGCGCCACGUGCGGCUCGUGGCCGUUCCUCUCCUCCCGCUUGUCCUGGCUGGAGCUGUGGAUGGAUGUGGGGGGUGGAGAGGAGGUGCUCAGCCGGAGCGGCCUCUUCUUCGACCUCGUCUUUACGCUGCUCUGGUCCGCCGCCAUCUUCGUCUCGAUGCUGCGCAUCUGGUCCACCGAGGUGGCCUACCGCGGCCGGCUGGCGGUGUGGGUCGGCCGGUGGCUCGAGGUGGCUCUCCUAGCGCCGGCGGCGGAGAUACUGGUCGACGAGUGCGGCGGUAUCGUCGUGUGGCUGGUCGGGCGGCAGCUGCUGUCCCCAGGGCUGCUGCUGCUGCUGCUCCUGCUCGGCGGCUUCUGGGCCGACGUGCGCCAGAUGUGCCGCGAGGCGCGCAAGGGGCUCCUCUCGGGGCCGCACUUUCCUCGCGGCCGCGUCUCGCUCCCCCUCAACGCGCACUUCGGCAUCGCGCGGCGCGCAGAGCUGCACCGCCCUCGCGGCCGGCGAGGAACCGCACACCGGGCUCGCGACCGCUACACCAACCACCAACCAACCAGCCAGCAGGUGGCGUCGACGGGGGAGCGGUUCACUGUGGAUGACCUCGAGGCCAUCUUUUCGGACAUCGACAAGAAUCCGUCAGACAACCGCCUCGUCGAGUCCGAGCUAGAGGAGGCCGUGCCGUACCUCACCCGCCUGGGAGCUGAACCCCGCUUGAGGGGCUUCCGCUCGCCGGCCCUGGCCGACGUGUUUGCCUUCGACGUGGACCAGAGCGGCACGCUUGAGUUCGAGGAGUUCGUGCCUUGGGCGGUGGAGCAGGACCCGGUCAGCCACCUCGCCCACCCCGUCCUCGCCGGCUACCUCAUCGCCGCGUGCCUCAUGUUCUCGCACCACGUGGUCGAGCCGGACGUGUCGGACCACGUCUUCUCCUCCGUGCUCACCAAGCAGCACCGCCGCUGGCUCGUCGGCAAGCAGACCAUCUACCAGGUGCUCUACGCGCUCAAGGCGGUCGCGGUGUGCCACGUCGGUAUCGCCGUCAAGCUCAACCUGCUCGACGAGAUAGACGGAGAUCCCGACGCCGCGGGCCCAGACACGGCGCACCCUGUCGUCCAGCGCGAGUUUGGGCGGCGGCUUCUCCUCGGCGUCUCGAUCACGGCGACCUUCGCGCUGCAGAUGCUCAUGCAGCCGCUGCACACCUCGUACCUCAAAAACUACUCGCUGCCCGCCCUCCGGCUGCAGCCUCGCCGCGCCGCCCUCGUACUCGGCCGGCUGGUUCUGCUCUGCGCCACGCCCGCCGUCGCGCUGAGGGAGCACGUGCCGCAGGCGCGCAUCGCACAGGUGGCGGCGAUCGUGUCGCUGCAGACCGUGUGCAUGUACGUGCAGGAGACCAUGCCCCUCCCUGCCAAGGGCGAGAUGCAGCAGCAUUCGCGCGGGGAGAGCCCCUCGCUGACGAGGCGAGAAGUCGCGCCGGCACUGGCAGCAGCCGAGCAGGCGGCCAAGGGUUCCGUAGCAACCGAUCAACCGUAGCGACUAGCGUGUGCUCCGUGCAGUGUAUAGGCUAUAGCCGAAACCUGGGGCGGGCAUGUACGGCCUUGAAAACGCGUUGCUUUGUUGUGUGUAUGGAUUUCCCGAGGAA
This is a messenger RNA of Emiliania huxleyi CCMP1516, 2191 nucleotides long. RefSeq lists its product as hypothetical. Lineage: Eukaryota; Haptophyta; Isochrysidales; Noelaerhabdaceae. The record is from RefSeq and is a predicted model, not a curated record. Bases 1 to 2082 code for a protein of 693 amino acids. The transcript is spliced from 16 exons.